Terrapene triunguis (Three-toed box turtle) is the source of this 3084-nucleotide messenger RNA. RefSeq names its product colony stimulating factor 2 receptor beta common subunit (gene CSF2RB). Gene Ontology annotation, cellular component: external side of plasma membrane. Gene Ontology annotation, biological process: cytokine-mediated signaling pathway; immunoglobulin mediated immune response. The record is from RefSeq and is a predicted model, not a curated record. NCBI's taxonomy places the organism in Eukaryota, Metazoa, Chordata, Testudines, Emydidae. Gene Ontology annotation, molecular function: protein binding; cytokine receptor activity. Bases 1 to 2385 code for a protein of 794 amino acids. The transcript has 11 exons.
AUGCGAGCUACAGGAACUGUCCACGAUGCCACUGGAAUCUUCCCAUGUGCUUUUGUGAAGAUCAUUCAAGACUUACCCCUGGAGGAGGGCACUAUCAAUUGGCUGCGCUGCUAUUACCAGGAUGACACUCUCCACAGCAUCAGGGACAUAUCAGUGGAAGAGGACCUGAGCAGCACCCCAUUGUUCAAGGACCUCAUGGCAUUAAUGAGAGCUACACUAACCACUGGCUCCUCACUAGGGGAUGAGGCUCAGCCCAAGAACCUUCGCUGCCGCUUCAAUGGGGUUGAUCGGCUAAUGUGCAGCUGGGAAGUGAGGAGAGAGGUCACCAGCUCUGUCUUGUUCACGCUCUUCUACAGAACCCCACCGACAUCAGAAGAGACAGAAUGCUCUCCAGUCCAUGAGAAGGAAUUGCCUGGCAGCCACUACCUGCUCCACAGCUGUGAGAUCAAUGUCACCAACCCCAGCAGGCUGAGCCAGUACCUCAUAACUGUCCGGCCCAAGAAGGAGGAGAAACUGAUUCAAGCCUACCAAAACAUCAAGCCGCUUGCGCCUAUCAACGUGACAAUGACAAAGAUGAAAGAUCAGGAGUAUGAGCUGAGAUGGACAAAACAGAUCCUAAGCUAUGACCAUAUAGGCCAGAGAUAUGAAUUCUUGUAUUGGAAGACUGGUGACUCCUUGGAGAAUGCCCAGAUUGUAAACAUCAGCAAUGACAAGCCUCCCUUCAUCAUCACCCUGCAGAUGCUGGAGCCCUCCACACACUAUAGGGGAAAAAUGCGGGCGAGGGUGCACUCGGAUACCUACACGGGGCCCUGGAGCGAGUGGAGUGAGGACUGCACCUGGGAAACUGAGAGUGCUGCCUCAGCUGGGUCACAACUGAUUCUCCCAUUGCUGGUCCCAGUCUUCAUCAUCAUGCUGAUAGCCUUUGGCUGGUGUGGUUAUAGAUGCCUACUCAGCAAGAAGAAAAAAUGGGAGGAAAAGAUUCCAAAUCCUGGCAGGAGUCAGCUGCUCCAGAGCUACCUCCAGAAAAUACCGCUCGGGAUUUCAUUGCCAAGCAGCCAGCUGGACUUUGGCAAGCAGGGCCCUUCCGAAAAGAUGGAUGUGGCCAGCUGCAUCCAAGUGCUGGAUGGACCGAUGAAAGUUAGUUCAGCAGAGCUCCCUGCAGCCGUGGCCGAUAGGAGGAUGUGCUUCCUUGGUGCACCGGACCCAGAGAACCCGUAUCAGACUCUUGAAAUGACAACUCCAGCUCCACAUCCUGCAGCCCCGGCUGGCUGCCAUUCAAGUCAGGGCACCAAUCAGUCCCUGUCACCAGCCACGCUCCCCUGGAGGAGCAGUGCUAAGGUCACUGCUUCUCAGGCACCCAUGUCCUGCUUUGACUUUAAUGGUCCAUACUUGAACCUCCCCCAUGGGUGCUCUCUGCCUGACAUUCAUCAGGACCGGGAAACUGCCCCACUGGGAACCAGGGGGAGGCUAGCGUCCCUGGAGUAUGUGUCCCUACCCCAGGGGGCCUCUUCCCAGACCCUGCUGGUGGGGGAGGAGAGAGAAGCAGCUCAGCUCCACCCCGUCUCACUUCCUGCUCAGAAAGAGAUGAAGCAGCCCCUUGCUGGAAGGCAAGAAGGGUCACAAGGCCAACCAGCAGGUGAGGAAGUGGCACAAGGGGACACCGAAGGUCAAAAGUCACAGAUUGCUGCCAUCUUAAACAACUCCUGUCAGAAGUGGCCAGUGGGAUACGUCACCACGGAAGAUCUGUCACUGAUGUCAGCAAGAGAUUCUGCCCAUCUGUCCCCUGCACUGGCCCCGCCGGAGAGAAUGCUCACUGCUGCUGCCAUGUUGUCAUCCAACCCACAACUGCCCCAUGCCACGGAGGGCACCUCUAGCCCUGAGUUGGGCCCUGAAAAACCUGGUGUCACAGUCCCAGUUCCGUUUCCAGCAUCAGCCAAUCUCUCUGGAUUUGAGAGCUAUGUUAUGUUCCCCAAGGCACUCUAUGGUACCCCAGAACCCAUCAGUUUUUCCCCACCCAUCCUCUCAGAGGGGGUUGAUUUUGCUAAAGCAGAGUCUGGGCAAGAGGACAAUGUGGUCAUGUUCAACCCCGACGGCACCGGGCCAGUUUUUCUACGUCAGGUGGGGGAAUACUGCUUCUUUCCUGGCCUCAAACCUGGUGAGAAGACCCCCGUGGGUGAGAAAGACCCCCUGGCUGAUCAGACAUCAGAAGCCAGACAGGCAUUUGGAAAGCCGCCCUGUGAUGGAGGAUCUGUCAAUGGCAAGCGAGAGCCUGCACUUCACAUGCAGGCCAUUCAGCUCUUCAAAACCCUGAAGUGUGACGAUUACUUUGUGUUGCCUCCGUGGGCAGGACAGGAACCAGCUGUCAGGGCCAAGGAACUGUGCUAGCGCUGUGAGAGGACUGGUGAGGGCAAGAGAGGUGAAUGGAUGAAAAGUCCCCCACUCGAAGCAUGUUGCCUCUUCUUGUCAUCACUGUUUCCCCUCCCGAACCCAGGCAGGAAAAACACAAAGGGCAAUUCUUCUUUCCAGCCCUCCUUCUUCCAAAGUGGGUGGCAGAUGUCAAUCAGCACAUGUCCUCCUCAGCUGUAUCAGUGUACUUGGCUAGAGAAACCAGGAAACCUAUCCCCAUUGGAGAGAUCUGCUCAUUACACGGAGCUCUAGUCCUCCUGCCAUUAUCAUGUAAGUCUUGCCAUGCUUCUGCUGCAAUGUAAUGUUGAGUUCAACACAAACUUCACGGCAUGAAUGAUCAAAUGUCAUGUCAUGGAUAAGAUUCUGGUGCAAGCACCUGGAAUGAAAUGCCUCGCAUUCUGAAAACAGAUCUAGGUUAUUUAGAGAGAUAAUACUCAUCCAGAAGAAUUGGUGUUGGAAGGAUGUAGAUACCAAGGAGGGAUUGGAAUUGUUAAGGAUGGGACAAUGUGGGUCGGAGUAAAGGGGUGAAACAGCAAUGGGGAAACUUGGCUGCAGCUGAAGAAACCUUUCCUACCUGUGACUCUGUCCUGCAGAAUAAUGUCUCUAGGGAGGUGGUGGAAGCCCCAUCACCAGGACACACAAAACCAGACUGGACAAAGACAGGGAGGAUAUAUAUUA